GGAUCCGGACGAGCGGACGAGCUUGUUCUUCCUUAUGAGCAUUUUCGAGGGGAGUGCGAUCUGGAGCAGCAUCCACAAGCAGAGGACCACAAGAAGGUACCUCUGUGCAAGUAGUACCCGGUCGAGGAGAUCCACAAGAAGGUCCUCUGCAGCAGCAUGGUCUACAGCGGAGACGAUUGUUGAGCCACUUGUAUCAGCACUUCCGGCGAUUUUUGCGUCAGUGCUGGGCACGCUGGGGUGGAACUACUGGGUGUGCAGGCCCCAGUCCGAGGUGGCGGCCCUGUGCUACGAGGGGAGGUCCUGCUACACCGUCUUCGCGGACGGGGUGGGCAGCGCCUUCCGGGACAACGCGUCGCUGGCGGCGGUGCCCCCGCCCGCCCGCCCGCGCGGGGGCGCGGGCGCUCCG
Molecule: messenger RNA, 406 nt
Organism: Prorocentrum cordatum
Lineage: Eukaryota; Dinophyceae; Prorocentrales; Prorocentraceae
Source: the annotation of a GenBank genome assembly